Messenger RNA from Rodentolepis nana, 549 nucleotides. NCBI's taxonomy places the organism in Eukaryota, Metazoa, Platyhelminthes, Cestoda, Cyclophyllidea, Hymenolepididae. The record is from the annotation of a GenBank genome assembly.
AUGCCGGGUCGGUUGGACGAGUCGUUAGAUGAUGAGCCCGUGGUCAUACCUUUCAAUCAGCUUAAAAAGAAUAAAUUUGCACUUACAACUUCCUUAAAGGAGGAAAAUGUUAAAGCAAAAAGCGAUGCUAGGCGUAGGAAUCAUUUUAGGGAUCCUCGCUUUGAUCCUAGAGUAAACGGAGUUUGUGUUCUUAGUGAUUGGAAGGUUUUAUCUGAAGAAAGGGAAGAAACGUUGAAGAAAUUGAAGAGAGAUCUUAAAAAGGUCAAAUCUAGUGAGUCACGGGAAAAGAUUAUGAAAGCUAUCAAGAUUCUUAAACAGCGUCAAGCUACAGAGAAGGACAUUGAGAUUAAGCGAAGGGUUAAGCUUAAUCUUCAGAAGGAGCAAAUGGAGAAGCUCAAGGCUGGUCAGCGCGCUUCCUUCCUCACAAGAAGCGAAUUGAGGGAGAAGGUGAGGCAGGAAAGGCUUAAAUCACUGAGUCAACGUGAAAAGGAAAAGUAUCUCUCCAGACAGUCAAGAAAGAAGUAUGAGUCUAACGCCUUUGAUGACUAA